Molecule: messenger RNA, 4062 nt
Organism: Alligator sinensis (Chinese alligator)
Lineage: Eukaryota; Metazoa; Chordata; Crocodylia; Alligatoridae
Gene: MIS18BP1
Product: MIS18 binding protein 1
Exons: 16
Source: RefSeq, a predicted model, not a curated record
GGGGCGGGUCUGCCUCUGCAGGCCGUUUUCAUGAGCAACAUCCCAUCGGGGACGCUCACGCCCCUAAAAGAUCUGGUUAAAUUUCAAGCGGCAGCUGGCAAAGACGCGGCGGUUCCCUCGACUUCCUCGGACGCGAAACGGAGGCAAGCGGAAGCGGCUGACAAGGCCAAACGUGUUUUGCAGUCCACGCUCUUGACCAACGGGGCCGGCGUGGAGUCUCUCGACCUCAGUGAAAUCAAGGCGGGAUCGGACGCGUCCGCGAUGCAGGCGGCGUUGUGUCAGCGGCAGCAGAUGCUGUUGCUAGAGCGCGAGGGCUUGCUGCCAGGCAAGACGUACGCCACAGCCUCGCAUGAGUCUCCGGCGACAGCCUUCCAAAGAAUGAAAGACAAGGCGUCUCGCGAAAAUCAGCAGCCGACGCUUUUCAUCUCUCCCAGUCUUCCCUUGAACACCAACAGCGAUAUGAUCCUGACUCCCACUGGAAAUCAGAUCGACCCAGGAAAACAAGUAUUGCAUUGCACCAAGGUGGUACGACACAGAAGCGUUGAUUCUCUGGCGUCAGAUCCUCUUGCAGUAGAAUCUCCUCAAAAAUUUUUCUUACGCUUGAAACAAAAAGUGCUGCAGCGACUGCAAGAAGAUCCUACAUCUUCAAACCAAGUUAACCGAAACAUUCCCCCUUCAACAGUCGUGAACAAGCCAUCAGUCCAAUCUGUGUUCGUCAAACCACCCAGUCACUUUAAUGGAGCGUGCAUGAUAAACAAUGACAACAACCAGGAUGAUGAUUUUCUUGUGGAAUCGAUCGAUGCUGAUGACGAACUGUCUCAAACUAUAGUGAUGAAUACGACAAAAAUAAUUUCAACCCCUGCUAAAACUGGAAAUCAGUUAAAAGAAAACUCUGGUGGUAAAAAAACAUUUGUGCAAGAAAGAAGAAUAUUGGAACUCAAGAACCAGGAGACUGGUCAAGGAGUAGAAAAGACAUUGGAGACUGGUUGUCAGAAGCCCACACAGUGCUUCUGUAACAUUAUGUUUUCUUCUCCAACUGUUCAUAUACCAAGAAAGCAAAAACCCAAAGGAGGAGACGGUAUUAUCACCUCAAAUGAAGUUGAGGCUGAUCCAAAUGAUGGCAAUACGAAAAAAGAGUCACAAAUCUGCCUAAGUAAUUGGAAGCUCAGGGCAAUCAACAAUAAUACAGCCAUAUGUGUCGAAGGAAAUCGGAAAGACAGGAAUGACCUAUGCUGGCAUAGUAAUACCAUUGUGGAACGCAUAGGCUGGAACCAAGUUAAAACGUCAUCUGGCAACAUCUAUUUAUUAAAAGGAAAACUAAAUUACAAUUCAAUGCGGACAGAAGGAAUUCCAUACCAGUUUGCCAAGAAGUUCUCACUUGGGUUUCCUCCCAAAUGGAAGGUGUAUGUUGAGGAAUUACUUGAGGAACUAAGGAGGAAAGAACAAGAAGCAAAAGGUACCAGUGAAGAUGGGAAUAAAGUAUCUGACUCAGUUGAAAUGGGUGACUUGGAAGUUACAGAAGAUGAACCAGAUGAUGUAGAGGAGUCUACACCUAAAAACGCCACUUAUGAAGUAGCAUCGAAGAGCAAUGAAAACACUACGACACCUGGAAGCAGUUCUGUGCAAGGCGACUCGCAUGGAAGUUUCAGCCGUAGCGGCCGGCGCCUUAAAGCACCAUUGCAUUACUGGUGUGGAGAACGAGAGGUUAUUGAUCGGACACUAAAUGUAACUAUAGAAGGAGGUGGAACAAACUACUUGCUGGACUAUAGUGAAGUAUCCCGAGAGAGAGCCAUUUCCAGGUCUCUGAAGAAGAACAGAAAAGAUGCAAGAAAGACAAAUGAAGGAAAAACUAAAAGCCAAAAAACAGGAAAAGACAGCGAGAGGAAGGCAGAUUCCCAAAAAGGAGCUGUGUCUAGUGAUAAGAAAGGCAGCAGCCACCUUAUUUCAAAUCUGGAUGGAAUUGACUCUGCAGUUGACCUUCAGAAAAUUAAGGCAAAGACUGUUGUGAUGUUGACUCCCUUGCAUGGUAAGAAGUUAGACAAUUUAAGAUAUAAUUUCAGGACUUCAGGAAAGCCUACAGAGAGGAAGGAGAUGACAUUUGAAAAGAAUACCAGAGAUCACAGAACAAAUCCAAGCCAAGUUCUACAGACUUGCAGGUAUUCUCUUAGAUUAACGAAACAACGCCUCCAAGAAGAGCGGGAUGAAUCCAGUGAAGAGUCCUCAGUGUCCAUCAAAAGAAAAGUGAAACCUGUUUUGGAAAGAGAAGCUCACAAUUAUAAAUCUUCCUCUGACUUAAGAAGUUCAGAGAACCAAACAAAGAAAGCAUCUUCUGAGCAAAGAGUAGUGAAAGGUUCUGCAGCUAGUUCUUCCCACAACGGUCAGCAAAUGUUUGAUCUGUCCGAUGAAAGUGGAUCCCGUUCUAAGUCACGCAGGAGGCACGUGCCUCCUGUUAAGUUUGGCAGUUCCCCUCUGCACGUGAGACGGUCAAAAAGAGCUCUCGGAAAGGGAAAAGAAAUUCCUGUGUAUCUGUCUGAAUCGGAAACGGAAGAAAGCAAUGAAGAAUUUUAUAUAAAAGAGAAGAAAAGAAAAGCAUCUACCAAAAAAACUGAUAAUAAGAUUUCCAGUGGUGCAAAGUCUUCCCCAGUGAAGUUAAAGGAAUUUAGCAAAGGAAAGGUACCGAAUUCUUUGGGCCCUUUUCCAGGUAUAACUGAAGACUGGACUGAGAAGGAAUUACAGAAGCUACGUAGUGCGGUUGGUUCUUUUCCAAAACACAGAAAGGGCUUUUGGGUGGAUGUAGCAAUGACUGUCGGUACUCGAUCCGCUGAAGAAUGCCAGCAGAAGUAUAUGGAAGAGCAUCAGACGAAGAGUUCCAAGCCGCGCGUCGCAACGACGACGACUGCUUCAGGAAAAAAAGCAGAAAAAGAUGAACAAAAGAAGCAGCCAGUAAUGAUAACAGCUAAAGCAGGAACUCUUAAAAGGAAGCAACAGAUGAGAGACUUCUUGGAUCAGCUGCCAAAAGACAACCAUGAUGAUAUUUUCACUACAUCACCCUUUCAGAAUAGAAGACUAGAGUUACCAGCUUUCUGGGAAAGCCAAGAUGAUGAUGUCUUUGAGCUCAUGGACAACAAUCCAGUCUCGCCUGCCUCAUCCAUCUUCCCCUGGGUGAAAACGCCUCAGUGCGAGCACAUCAGUCCUAGUAUGCUGGGAUCAAUCAACAGGAAGGAUUAUGAUAAGUAUGUGUUCAGGAUGCAGAAGAACAAGAAAGGCAACACGGCCACUUGGGGCAACAUCAAGAAGAAAUCGGCUGGAACUGUGUGCGCUACUCCAAACUCUCGCAGAACCAUCGCCGUGGACCAAGGGGCAGAGCAUGCUGGGCUGUUCAUAGCGGGUGCGUCAAAGCCUUCAGACGAGGAAGAGUGGGAAGACUCCUACUUCUCUACUUGACCAUCCACUGAUUGAACAGCUCAGUAUUGACUGUCACUCAGGGGCAAUCUGUUCUAAAGGCUUCCGCCAGCCCUUGGAACCGGGCCCUAAACCAGGAGGAGGCAACUGCUCUUGGUGGUGGGCCAGAAGACACCCCAGGUCAGAACUGACCCCGCCACACCGCUGUUUGUCUCCCCAGCAGCCUGGGGAGAGGGCCCGCCAGAGGCAUCCCCGUUGCUGAAGGCCAUGGAAGGUCCGCACCUGACACCGUGGGUUGCGGCCUCUCGACUAGGUUACCCUGUACGUGCUCAAAUGCUAGAGCCUGAUAAUCUGGCCUCUGGUCAAAUGCAUUCUGGUCUUAUUCCAUUUCUGUUCAGGAAGACUAAUGCUUGGACCUUCUGUAUAAAGGACACUGUUGUGCUCUCUUUGCGAGCAGGCUCCUCCCCCUCCCAUCUUUUCCUUGUGUUAAAAGGUAUGAAAAUACCGAUGACUUGGUUUCGAUUGUUUCCUUUUAAGCUGAAAUAAUGUUUUAAAAACGUUACUGUACAAUAAACCUCCAGCACUGCCAUCCUUGUAAUUAAAAUGGGAUUAUGUUUUAACUUGUGUAAUUUAGAACAGCCAUAUUUUAUUAAAUUUCCU